Molecule: messenger RNA, 1425 nt
Organism: Closterium sp. Naga37s-1
Lineage: Eukaryota; Viridiplantae; Streptophyta; Zygnematophyceae; Desmidiales; Closteriaceae
Source: the annotation of a GenBank genome assembly
AUGGGGUGCGCAGCGUCGCACGCGAGAGGUUCUGACACACCACCGCCACCACGGCUGGGAUCGUCGCGAUCAGGUGACGCGUGCUGGAGGUUCGCUGCCGUGGCAGACCCGCGGUCGCCGUACCCGGUGCGCAAGUCCGCGGAGGCGGGCGGCGGAGUGUGCGAGUACAGCUACCAGGAGGUGCACGCCGCCACGGGCGGGUUCCAGCACGAGGUGGGGCGCGGCGGGUUCGGCGUGGUGUACCACGGGUACCUCGCGGAGCCGCCCGGCGCGCACCCCGGCGGCAAGGGCGGGGGCGUGUGGGGCGUGGCGGUGAAGCUGAUGAGCGGCGAGCACAUCGCCAACGGCAUCGACAGCUUCAUGACGGAGGUGGCGGUGAUGGCUCGGGUGCACCAUCCCAACAUCCUACGCCUGGAGGGGUACGUGGUGGGCGCCACGCCCAUCCACAUCUACGACUACAUCCCCAAUGGGGACGCCGCCUCCUACCUCGCCAAAGCGACGAGUGGAGAGGUGCAGUUCACAUGGAGGGACCGGCUGAGGGUGGCGCUGGGGUGUGCGGAGGCGCUGACAGCCAUCCAUGCCAACGGCUUUGUGCACCGCGACUUCAAGGCGUCCAACGUGCUGCUCAGGGAGGACCUGACGGCAGUGGUGGCGGACUUUGGGUUGGCGCGAGCAGUGGACGACUGGAAGACACACGUGGAGACGAGGGUGAUGGGGUCCGUGGGGUACAUCGACCCCAUCUACUUCGAAUCAGGCAACCUGAGUAAGAAGUCGGACACGUAUGCGUUUGGGAUCUUCUUCCUGGAGCUCAUCUCGGGCACAUCUGCCCUGGACAGCAACUUCAAGGAGCUUCGGCGCCUCGUGACCGGGAAUGACUACCCAGACGCCGCUCUUGUGAUGGACCCGCACCUGGCGGGGCAGUGGCACCUGAAGCACGUGCUCGUGGCCUUCACACUCAUCAACCAGUUCUUCCACCCUUUCCUUGACCCAACCCCUGCCGCGCGUGCGUCGGGUGGUCGCUCCUCCAGCUCGCCUGCAGCGGCGCCUUCUUCGCGCGAGGUCAGCCGCGCUGCCCUCUAUGCCGUCAUUCUCUCCCACACGCUCUCCUCGCCCCUCCCUGUCAACUCUUUUCUAUACAUUGUUUCACCGUCUGAUGUCGUGUCGUCUCCUUACGUCCUGCUCGUUUGGUGCGCUGCGCCGCGCGCUGCAGAUUUUCGCAAGCGGCUGCGCGAGAAGUACAUGCUGCCGCAGCGGCCGUUCAGCGACUUCUGGAUGCACUGCCUGUGCGCGUGCUGCGCCAUCGCGCAGGAGCACCGCGAACUGCGCAACCGCGGAUGGGACCCCGCGCUAGGCUAUGCGGGCAACGUGCGCAAGUUCCAAGCGUGCUCUCCGCCCCCACAGAUGGAGAUGCUCGCCGACCAGUAG